Molecule: messenger RNA, 2313 nt
Organism: Diplodia corticola
Lineage: Eukaryota; Fungi; Ascomycota; Dothideomycetes; Botryosphaeriales; Botryosphaeriaceae
Product: trna-dihydrouridine synthase
Exons: 3
Coding region: 1-2313 (770 amino acids)
Biological process (GO): tRNA processing
Molecular function (GO): tRNA dihydrouridine synthase activity; RNA binding; flavin adenine dinucleotide binding
Source: RefSeq, a predicted model, not a curated record
AUGGCUGGCGACGACGGAAUCCCUCCCGCCGAGCCCGUGCCGGCCACCUCGGCAACCAUCCCGCCGAACCCGGUGGACGAGUCGGCCCCAUUAGUGCCGCCGCCGUCUGGAACCAUCACUACUGAACCAGCCCACCCGCCUCAGCCGCCGUUGCCUGGCGACUCGGCCAUAACCAAGGCUGAGAAGGUCGAGCGCCACGGUUUACCUGAACCAGCAUCCCCGCCUCCGGGAGGUGAGUUCGAGCGCUCCCCAACCAAGCGCGUGAAACUAGACAAAGGUCAAGCGGAAUCCAGUGGCCGUGAUAGACAGAAGGGGGUCGCGCCGAUCAAGCCUGAAUAUCUCAUCGACCCGGCUACUCUGAGACACGGCCGUGCCGUGGCCCAGAAGGAUCCAGACGAUGACGCUGCUGAAGCCUCCAAGCAUGCCGCCCAAGACGGCGAGCAAAAGACGGGGAGGAGGGGAAAAAAGGACAAGGAGAGGGGCCAGAACAAGGCCCGCGAGCAUUUCAAGCAACGCGACACCCUUCCACUCUGCUCUACCGUGGCCUUCAGCAACGAAUUCUCCCCGAAAGAGUGCCAGUUCGGCCCCAAGUGCAAGUACGAGCACGACAUCCGCAAGUAUCUCAAAGAAGGCAAACACGGAGAUCUCUCGACCUUCACCAUAUGCCCAGUCUGGGAUGUGAGGGGCUGGUGCCCCGCUGGCUGGAAAUGUCGGCUGGUGGGUACCCAUUCGGACGAGGUGGCGCGUCCGGAUGGCCGCCAGGAACUUGUCCUCAUCGAAGAUCCCGAGCGGAAGGCUAGGGCUGAUAAGGCAAAGGCCGAGCUGGGCGACGAGCUGGGCCACAUCAACGUCGUUUCCCCGCAAGCGAAGAUCGAGCUGGGCAAGAAGAAGAGGAAGACUCCGAAGGCCGACGCUUACUUGGAGUACCUGAACCAAUUCAACGAGGAAACGAGGAAGAAGGAGCCCGCACCUGCCGGUGACGCCGAGGCCAAAGACGCCAAAGAGGACAACAGAGCACAGUACAAAGAGCCUCCGUUUCUGCCGUCAGAGAAGCGCCGGAUUUACUAUGGCCCGGAAACUCCCGUCCUAGCUCCCCUGACAACCCAGGGCAAUCUCCCGUUUAGGCGUCUGUGUGUCGACCUCGGUGCUCAGGUUACCUGGUCCGAGAUGGCGAUGGGCAUGCCGUUGGUUCAAGGAGCUAAAAGCGAGUGGGCUUUGAUCAAAGCUCAUGAGUCGGAAGCUACGCCACCCAGGUUCCUCGGCAAGAGUGACGUCGUCGCUGGAUAUGACAACAGCAAGGACCUCAAGUUUGGCGCCCAGGUUGCGGGGAACAAGCCGUGGAUUGCGCUCAAGACGGUCGAGGUCCUGACCGCGCUGGCACCCCACCUUCGGGCUAUCGACCUCAACUGCGGCUGUCCGAUUGACCUCGUAUACCGGCAGGGCGCCGGAUCUGCCCUGCUUGACGCGCACGGAAAGCUUGACAAGAUGCUGCGCGGCAUGAACGCCGUCUCCGAGAACAUCCCUAUUACGGUCAAGAUCCGCAUGGGAGUCAAGGACAACGAGCCUACUGCGGAGAAGCUGGUCCAGAGGCUGGUUCUCGGCACCGCGGAAGCCCGCAAAUCUGGAGAAGGUCCUUGCGGCGUGGCUGCCAUCACGCUGCAUGGUCGGAGUCGCCAACAACGCUACACCAGAUCGGCCGAUUGGGGAUACAUCUCAGAGGUGGCGGCGCUGAUUAACCGACUCAAUGGCGAAAGAGCUGCAGUGAUUGACACGGCGUCGGACGUCGAUGCGCGGCACCUGCCUAAUGGCGGCAAAGUGUACUUUGUUGGCAACGGCGACUGUUACUCACACGUCGACUACUACAGGGCCAUAAACGAGCACAAGGUCGAUUCCGUCAUGGUAGCGCGCGGGGCGCUUAUCAAGCCGUGGAUCUUCGAAGAAAUCGAGCAGGACCAGUACCUCGAUAAGCGGUCAUCUGAGCGGUUGGCGUACAUCGAGAAGUUCGUCAAGUACGGGCUGGAGACGUGGGGGUCUGACGAGAUGGGAGUCGGCACGACUCGUCGCUUCCUGAUGGAAUGGCUCAGCUUCACUUGCCGAUACACGCCGAUCGGGCUGCUGGAGCAUCUGCCGCCGAACAUCCAGGACCGGGCGCCAGCCUUCAAGGGCCGCGACGAACUGGAGACGCUGAUGGCGUCGGACAACUACAAGGACUGGAUCAAAAUCAGCGAGAUGUUCCUCGGCAAGGCGCCUGAAACGUUCAAGUUCACGCCGAAACACAAGUCGAAUGCGUACGAGAUGGAAGCGGAGGGCUGA